Messenger RNA from Onychostoma macrolepis, 4042 nucleotides. RefSeq names its product solute carrier family 4 member 5b (gene slc4a5b). Bases 145 to 3261 code for a protein of 1038 amino acids. Gene Ontology annotation, biological process: monoatomic anion transport; regulation of intracellular pH; bicarbonate transport. The transcript is spliced from 24 exons. The record is from RefSeq and is a predicted model, not a curated record. Gene Ontology annotation, molecular function: monoatomic anion transmembrane transporter activity; solute:inorganic anion antiporter activity; sodium:bicarbonate symporter activity. Gene Ontology annotation, cellular component: plasma membrane. Lineage: Eukaryota; Metazoa; Chordata; Actinopteri; Cypriniformes; Cyprinidae.
GAGGAUUCGCUCAUAGGAAAGGUCAUCUACAAUGAGGGACGAGCUCAGUUAACGGGUUCAUCAAGGAAGUGCAAGUGAACAUUUCAGAAGUGUAUUAGAUCUUUUUCCGUCAAUGAAACAUUAAACGCUGGACUUUUCUGAAGGAUGGAGCAGGAACAGCGUAGGUCGACGGGGUCCUUUAGUAUUCAGGACUCGAUACAGUCGUUGACGUCCAGUCUGGGCUCUCAGAGCACUCAACUGAGCAGAUGCACAGUGUCCCCUGCUGCAGAGAGACUACGUCACAUCCUCAGAGAGGAAGAUGAGCCCACACCCACCCUCUUCACUGAGAUGGACACACUGCAGCAUGAGGGUGGAGAGAUGGAGUGGAAAGAGUCUGCCAGGUGGGUUAAGUUUGAGGAGAAGGUGGAGGAGGGUGGCGAGAGGUGGAGCAAACCACAUGUGUCCACGCUGUCUCUGCACAGUCUGUUCGAGCUGCGCACCUGCCUGCAGACGGGCUGCAUCCUGCUGGACCUGGAGGGGUAUUCACUGCCGCAGAUAGUGGAUGACAUUAUUGAAAAGCAGGUGCAGGAGGGUCUUAUAGCUCCGGAGAUCCGUGAGAAGAUCAGUUUUGUCCUCUUGCGGAAGCACCGUCACCAGACCAAGAAGCCGAUCCACCGCUCGCUGGCGGACAUCGGAAAAUCCAGCCCGUCGAACCGCAGUCCGAGCCCGAGUCCUCGCUCUGGGUCGGGUUUCCAUCGCUCCACUGAGGACCUGCGAGCUCGUCAGAGCGGCGGCCUCAGCAAACUGCAUCCUUCUCAGUGCCGCAGUAUGAAUGAUAUUUCCGUCACACCCAGCACCGACCAGCUGAAGAAUAAGUUCAUGAAGAAGAUCCCCAGAGAUGCCGAGGCGUCUAAUGUGUUGAUUGGAGAGGUGGAUUUUUUAGACAAGCCGUUUGUGGCCUUCGUUCGUCUGGCUCAAGCCGCAACACUAGGGGGCCUUACUGAAGUCCCUGUGCCAACAAGGUUUCUCUUUGUGCUGCUCGGUCCCAAUGGCAAAACCAAAUCCUACAAUGAGAUCGGUCGGGCCAUGGCUACACUCAUGGUUGAUGACCUGUUCAGUGACGUGGCCUAUAAAGCCAGAGAUCGUGAGGACUUGAUUGCUGGGAUUGAUGAGUUUUUGGAUGAGGUGAUAGUUCUUCCUCCUGGAGAAUGGGAUCCCAAGAUCCGCAUCGAACCCCCGAAGAAACUGCCUUCAGCAGAGAUGAGGAAGUCUGUUUUCUCUCUGAAUGAGCUGGGGCAGCCAAAUGGGAACGCAGGCGGAGGUGCGGCGUCUGCAGAAGACGAGGCAAUGCCAGCUCCACAUGAACUUGGAGAGGAGCUGAAAUUCACUGGCCGAUUUUGUGGAGGACUGUGGCUGGACAUCAAGCGUAAGGUGCCCUGGAUUCUCAGUGACUUCUAUGAUGGCUUCCACAUCCAGUCCGUCUCUGCGGUGCUCUUCAUUUACCUGGGCUGCAUCACCAAUGCAAUCACCUUUGGAGGACUGCUGGGGGACGCAACCGACAACUACCAAGGUGUGAUGGAAAGCUUUCUGGGCACGGCUUUGGCCGGCGCAGUCUUCUGCUUCUUCGGCGGUCAGCCCCUCAUCAUCCUCAGCUCUACGGGACCGAUACUGAUCUUUGAAAAGCUGCUGUAUGAAUUCAGCAUAAACAAUGACAUAGACUACAUGGAGAUCCGGCUCUGGAUCGGCCUGCACUCCUGUCUCCAGUGUCUGAUCCUGGUGGCCACAGACGCCAGCUACAUCAUCAAGUACAUGACGCGCUUCACCGAGGAGGGCUUCUCCAGCCUCAUCUCCUUCAUCUUCAUCUCUGACGCCCUUAAGAAAAUGAUGAGUAUCUUCAAUUAUUACCCCAUCAAUCGAGACUUCAAGCCAGAUUACAUCACCAGCUACAGGUGUGACUGCCAGGCUCCUGAUCAAGCGUCUCCAUUGGUUCUCAACGCUUCCUCUCCAUUAGGCAUAGAAAACAUCUCUGAUUACUCUAUGUUCAACUUCUCUGCUCUGGACUGGAAUCAGUUGAGUAAGAAAGAGUGCUUGAGGUUCGGUGGUUCCCUGGUGGGCAAAUCCUGCAAAUACGUCCCUGAUCUGGCCAUGCUAUCUUUCAUUUUGUUUUUCGGCACUUACUCCAUGACCAUCUCGCUCAAGAAAUUCAAGGCCAGCCGUUACUUCCCCACAAAGUGUCGCACCUUGAUGGCAGAUUUUUCCAUAAUUGUAUCCAUCCUGGUCUUCUGUGCUCUGGAUUAUGUGAUGUCCUUGGACACUCCCAAACUGCAUGUGCCCACCCAGAUAAAGCCGACUCGGCCGGAUCGCGGCUGGAUUGUUAUGCCCUUUGGGAAGAACCCGUGGUGGAUGUGCGUGGCCAGUUUUGUACCUGCUCUGCUGGUCACCAUCCUCAUCUUCAUGGAUCAGCAGAUCACGGCUGUCAUCGUCAACAGAAAAGAAAACAAACUGAAGAAAGGUUGUGGUUAUCACCUGGACCUGUUCUGGGUGGGCAUCCUCAUGGCCGUCUGCUCCUUCAUGGGUUUGCCGUGGUACGUAGCAGCCACAGUCAUUUCCAUCGCCCACAUCGACUCUCUGAAGAUGGAGAGCGAGUCCAGCGCUCCUGGCGAGCAGCCACAGUUUCUUGGUGUGCGGGAACAGAGACUCACGGGCAUACUGGUGUUCGUCCUCACCGGAGUCUCUGUCUUCCUUGCACCAAUACUGCAGUACAUCCCUAUGCCUGUGCUGUAUGGUGUUUUCCUGUACAUGGGCGUUGCAUCUCUCCAUGGCAUUCAGUUUUGGGAGAGGAUGAAGCUGUUCCUCAUGCCAGCCAAGCACCAGCCAGAUUUCGUGUUCCUGCGUCACGUACCGCUGCGGCGCGUGCACCUCUUCACUCUGGUGCAGAUCACCUGUUUGGCCGUCCUCUGGAUCCUCAAGUCCACUGUGGCCGCCAUCAUUUUCCCUGUCAUGAUUCUGGGCCUGCUGGUCGUGAGGAAGAUGAUGGACCUGAUCUUCUCGCAGCAUGAUCUGGCCUGGCUGGACGACAUCCUGCCCGACAAGGACAAGAAGAAGAAGGAGGAUGAGAAGAAAAAGAAAGAGAAGAAGAAAGCCGGAAAGUCGGAGGAACACAACAACAGUGAUGAAGAGUCAAAGUGUCCCAAAGACUCCCUCCCAUCAGUGAAGAUUCCUCUGAAGCCAAUGAGUCCGUCUUGUUGUCCAAACCCUCCUAAUUCUGACCCCUCCGCCUAACUGAGCAUCACCCUUAUUCCUGCACCCCUGGCGACUCGGACCUGGAUCCGGGCAGACUGACAUCCCUUACCUGAACCCGAAGCAUCCAGCUGAUCAAACACACAAACCACGAUGAGAUACAAACACAGCAUCACUGGCGCUUUCCCAAACACACCAGGCUCACAGAUGUAUGAUAUUUUUACGUACUUUACCAACGCAGCGAGUGACGCACGUUUCCAAACCCACAUUGACCAUAUUGCGCGUGAGUCAUUCAGACCUUGGAUUUGACUCAAGAUCCUUCAGUUAGAUCUAGGCGAGCUGUGCCAGCGUGAACGGCUGAGCUCAUACACACAAACACUUGAGAUUCACCAGAUUCAGCUCUAUUCAGAGAAGACCUGGAAAGACUAAAAUAAGAAGUGGAAGAGGUUUAAACUUAGUUUAUGAUUUUAUUAUCAUAUUGUAUAAAUAUAUUUGAACUGUAUGAUAUUAAAUAUGGAUUUCAUAGAACCUAGUGAGACAAAAGCACAAAUAAAUUCAAUUAUAGUUAGAAAAACAGUGUAUCUAGUAAAUUCAGUUGGAUUAAAUUUGUUGUAUUACAAUUAAAACAUAUAUUCCAAACAUAGAUUCUGAGUUCAUAUUGUAGCAUUUUAUAUUAAAAAAACAGAAAUGUAUAUGUGAGUAAUUUUGAAAUGUUUCCAGACAGUUAUAAAUGAGUCUUUGUGGUCUGUUAGAACAACGCACAGGUUUGUUUUAUUCAGAUUCUGUUUGUUCAAUGUGUUUUGUUCAAAUAAAGAAUGAAAGA